Molecule: messenger RNA, 423 nt
Organism: Gongylonema pulchrum
Lineage: Eukaryota; Metazoa; Nematoda; Chromadorea; Rhabditida; Gongylonematidae
Source: the annotation of a GenBank genome assembly
AUGAAAACGCGCGACUUCAAGAAGGAUAUAAGCGUGAUGAUUGGAUCGAUGAAGGAUGAGGGCACAUACUGGCUGCCCUAUUAUCUUAUCAGUCCAAAAAUGGGCUUCCAGUUCAAUCAUACCAUAUCAGCUGAUGAUCCCACCAAUCGAGCUUUAAUCAACAGGGCGCAAUAUACACGCUCACUACAAUCGUUUAUCCCGUAUUUUGGUGAUUCACAAUUGGUAAAGCAUGCGUUAUUGCAUGCUUAUGAAGAGGUUUCGGAAAGUACAGAUCCACGUGAAAGGCUACGCGAUGGUGUGGCUCGAUUUGUUGGCGAUUUCUUUUUCACGUGUAGCUUAAUCGAAUUUGCUGAUAUGCUUGCCGAUAAUAUUUACGGUUCCGUCUAUAUGUAUUAUUUCACAAAAAGGUAUUCACCUUUUUGA